AUGACCGACACAUACGAACCAGAUGACGACCGGCUCACUCCAGGGCUAGAGGUUCAGAAACCCAAUUAUAAGCCCGACGAGCAGCUGCCCCCGUUUCUAACCCAAGAUUCGCUCUCUAAAUCAGAUGUUACUGCUAAAUACUCUGGAGAUGAGGGAACGUCUUCGGACUUUCCCCGUAAGCUGUCGCCGACAUCCAAGCCCGAAACAGCUGAGGGCGACUCGGUACUGAUCUCUCAUCUAGAUCCGAAUCGCCCGGAUAUUGCCAACUACGAGUUAGAACAUCGGCGCCUUCGGGAUCCCUGGUUAGAGGAUCAAUCAAGUCUGCAAAAGACGAAAAUUGACCCUCAACCAAGGGAAGAUGCGAAAUUUCAGGAACCGGCUUCGUCAGUGGCGGAGAGAGCUCUCCAACUCUUGUCGUCCGAACCACCCGAGAAUUUGGUAUCACCUCAGACUCUCAAGAGCGCAUCGCCGCUCCAAUCGAUCAAGGACUUGUUGGAACCGCCUGUGUCACAGGCCGAACCAAUCAGCAUCAAAGUCGACGUAACAUCUCCAAAAGAGUCUCAUCCGCCCGGUGCCCCAAAUUUCACCGCCGAACGCAAGUCUCCCGUUCUUUCACCCCUAAAAAAGUUUGCAAUAUCACCUUCGGAUGGACCAGUCCAAGCCUUGCUUCCGGCACUCCAGACGUCUCCUCCAUUAGCAACUGCCAAAUCGCCAGAGAACCACCAACAGCAUAGCCUGCCGUCGAUACAGACUGCUUUGGCUGAGAUCUCGGGGCCUUAUUCUCUUCCUCCAGUCUCGACAUCCCCUCCUUCAAUACCGAGGAAUGAAUCAGCGUGGGAUCAUCAACGCCCCGGACAGUUUGCUCCGCCACAGGUUCCCCCUAGUCCUUACUCACAUCUUUCCCCUGCGAGCUCCAAGGGGAUGUCCGCCGUGUCCUCUCCAGCAUCACAGCAACAAUCGCAGUGGAGGCAUACACGAUCCGACAUCACUUAUCUCACAACGCCACAUUAUGAACCUUCGCCAUCGGCGGCCAAAAGUCCGGCAACCAACUAUCCCACUCCCACUGAUCAGACGCCGACGGGCGAACGGGCGCCUUUCAAUCCAGGCCCGCCGCCCACCGCACCGGUUCCCCCAGGCACGUUUAAAUGCCGGCAUCCAGGGUGUACUGCGCCACCUUUUCAGACCCAGUAUUUGCUUAAGUAA
This is a messenger RNA of Aspergillus fumigatus Af293, 1203 nucleotides long. RefSeq lists its product as uncharacterized. NCBI's taxonomy places the organism in Eukaryota, Fungi, Ascomycota, Eurotiomycetes, Eurotiales, Aspergillaceae. The record is from RefSeq and is a predicted model, not a curated record.